AUGUUCCCUGAAACAUUCGUGCCGUCUGUCUUCUCGCAUCGCCACCGACUCCUUCAUCUCUCACUCUUCUUCUUCAUUGUUCCGUACUGGUACAGCCACUACAAUGAACAACAUCGUCUCUCCUCGUACUCCGUGGAAUCUGCCGUAUUCCUCUCGUGGGAGCGAGCCAUUGUGAAGCCGGGCGCGAUGUUCAAAAAGGCGGUUAUCGGGUAGGCUGAGGCACCGAACUCUCUCAAGUAUAUUCCAUCUUUUGUAGAUUCAACUGCAACGUGGAUUUGAUUGUAAGCGGUGUGCGAGUCGUUGAUGCGCUGAACACGACGUGUUCCGAAGGCAAGGAUCAGGAGACUCUGGAGAAUCUCAAAGAUCUCCAUCAGACGUUUGUGCACUUCUUCCAACGUGGUGCAGCUGCCGAACGGUACAUGUCAUCCGAAGAUCAAUUCAAUCGUCUCGUCUCGGAAGCCGAAAACACUCGAUCCCACCAUCACAUCGGAGGAAACGCUGCUCUAAUGGCCGAUCGAAUCGCCGCCAACUUUCCGAGCACGGAAGUCUAUCUGGUCGGACCCAUUGGUCCACGCAGUCAAGCACUCCUUCAUCCCAGUGUCAAAAGAACCAACUCAACGCGAAUUGUGAAAGACGAGCUUCACGUGAUCCUCGAGUACAAACAGGGAGAGAUCUUGGGCGAUUGGGUGGCUCCCAGUAGCAGUCGGUUCAUCACCAGUCACGAUCAUUUCUCCGGCUCCAUGGUCGUCAUGGAAAUGUUCUUCAAGGCGAUCGCUCAAUUCCGCCCGGACCUCGUAAUCAUCACGGGAGUGCAUCUUUUGGAGUUCCAGAGCAAAGAAAUGCGUCAGGAAAAGAUACGACUGAUCAAGAGAAACCUGUUGCAAGUGAAUCCGAAAGUUCCGAUCCAUUUGGAGCUGGGAUCUUUGGGAGAUGAGCUCUUCUCGACAGACGUCAUCAACAAAGUGCUGCCUUACGUGGAUUCUCUGGGGAUCAACGAGCAGGAGCUCACCUUCCUCUCCCAUAUCGCCAAUGGUCCGCACAUGGAGGAGUAUCCAGUUCAGGCGGGAACAGUCCAUGUGUACAAGGUUGUCGAGAUGCUUCACUGGCUGCUGAAGACGUACGGAAGAGAUCCAACUGGACAGGCGUCCUCGAAAACGGGCUACCGUCUCUCUCGCAUUCAUUUCCACUGUCUUACCUAUCAUAUCAUGGUCUCUGCCGGAACAGACUGGUCCAACCUGGCUUCUGCUUUGGCCGCUGGAGCCCGAAUCGCCGGAAGACUUUCAUGUAACAUUGGAGCCAAUAACAUCGACUCGGAGCUUUUGGAAAUUAGAACACCGGCAAAGUUCUUGUUGGAUAAGAAGAUUGAGAAGAAUUAUCAGUUUGAAGCGCACAAGUAAGAAGACUUCUUCAAUUCACAAGAAAAAUUAUCCAUUUACAGCCCGAUUGCCUCGUGGAUGCGCGACGACGUUCUAUUUGUGUUUACCCCCGUGCUCGUCUGUCGUCUGCCCUCCAAAACAGUCGGAAUUGACGACGCCAUCUCUGCCACCGGAUUACUGUAUUCUCAAUUUUUCCGUCUUGGGAGACCAACUCACUGGUAA
This is a messenger RNA of Caenorhabditis sp. 36 PRJEB53466, 1598 nucleotides long. NCBI's taxonomy places the organism in Eukaryota, Metazoa, Nematoda, Chromadorea, Rhabditida, Rhabditidae. The record is from the annotation of a GenBank genome assembly.